ACAUAUAAAAGUUGCAAACCGGUUUCAGUCUCGUGGUCUCCUGACAAUGAGUCCUGAGUCCUGGUCUCCUUUCUUUUCAGACAAUGCUUUCAGAUGAGAAUAGCAUGUUGUGUUAGUUUUGUUCACGCAGUUUGAAGUUGAAAUAGUACAUUAUGUAUUUUUGACGAGCUCAUUUUUCGACAAGUAAUAUUUAUAUCUACUAAAUUCUUAUUUGACAUUGAAACUAUCCAGAAAGAAGUGAUUUAAGUGAUACUAAUUUUUGUUUGAAUUAGAUCUUCAAGAUACCUACUUACUUGAAAUUAUUUGUUAACGAACAAUUCUCACUGGAACCGAUCUUGCCAAGGUUCUCGAAUCUUGAUUGUUAUUUGAAGUAAACUUUCCAAUCUCUGUGAGACCAUUUCGUGAAAUACCUGUGUCAAAAUGUCAGAACAUAGUGGUAGUCUUGUUUGGAAAAUCGACGAUUAUUGGAGGGUCUUCUACGUUGGAAAGGGAGAAACACUGACAUCCGUAAAAUUUUCGGGUGACGGUGAUGAUCUCGAUUGGCGCUUGGAACACACGGUGAAGGUCUGCGAAAUCACAGGCAAUGACAUUGUUUCAUUCAAAAUUGCUCCUCAUUGCUACGCCGAUAUCGAAAAGUAUGAAUCUGUAUCUGGAAAUGUGAAGCUUUGUAUUAUGAACUUUGACACUGCUAGGUGGUUUACAGUUGAAACAUCUUUCGUCUUCAAGUACAGUGAUGAUUAUGAACAGCUGGAGUUGUGUGGUACCUUGCCAGGAAUUGAAUAUGAUAAAAUCCAUCCAUAUUUAUGCGGCGGCGAAGAAUUAGUAGUUCGUUGCGAGCUCACCUAUCACAAGAAUAACUUUAACGAUGAAAUUGUCGCGAUGUCUUCUUCAAACAACUCGAAUUUCGUCAAAAUGUCUGAAUCCAGGCUUUUAAGUGACAUUGGAAAAUGUUUCAACGAAGACCGAUUCAAAGAUGUGACAAUUUCGGUCAGAGGUAAAGAGUACCGAGCUCAUAAAACGAUUUUAGCUACUCGUAGUACCGUGUUUGACAGAAUGCUCUCAGUAGACAUGUUGGAAAGCAAGAAAAAUCACAUCGAUAUUACCGAUAUGGACCAGGAAACUUUUGAAGAAAUGUUACACUAUGUUUAUACAGGGAAGGUGAAGAAUUUGGACGAAUCAGCCUUCGAAUUGCUUCCAGUAGCAGAUAAAUAUGAUCUGGAAGAACUCAGGAUCAUGUGUGAAGAAGUUUUGCUCAAGAAAUUAUCACCAGAUAAUGCAGUCAAGAUUUUAAUACUGGCAGAUAUGCAUCGUGCUAAAAAGUUGAAGGCGGGUUGCCUUCUAUUUAUUAAAAAGAAUUAUGCGAAUUGCAAGGAUUUUAUUGAUAAGGAAUGGAAGAAGUUAACUUCAGAUCAUGAUCAUUUAUUAAAAGACAUGAUGGAUGUUUUUUGUAAUUUUUAGAAUAUGCUUUUGGCAUGUAAUUUUUGUAAACUUUUGUAUACUUAAUGCCUCAUUUUGUAUCUACCUAUAUUUUUUUCUUAUAUUGUUUUAGUUACUCACUUAUGCAUAGUACAUAAUUAAUAAAACAAGACGUGUUCUAAUACUAUCAGGCAAUAAUAAUAGGUACAAUAAAUAGACAUGU
Messenger RNA from Planococcus citri (citrus mealybug), 1639 nucleotides. Its product is annotated as speckle-type POZ protein-like. Gene Ontology annotation, biological process: regulation of proteolysis; proteasome-mediated ubiquitin-dependent protein catabolic process. Gene Ontology annotation, molecular function: ubiquitin protein ligase binding. Gene Ontology annotation, cellular component: cytoplasm. Lineage: Eukaryota; Metazoa; Arthropoda; Insecta; Hemiptera; Pseudococcidae. The record is from RefSeq and is a predicted model, not a curated record. The coding region runs from base 421 to 1458 and encodes 345 amino acids. The transcript has 3 exons.